This is a messenger RNA of Corythoichthys intestinalis (scribbled pipefish), 2342 nucleotides long. It is a transcript of the gene atl3, whose product is annotated as atlastin 3. Gene Ontology annotation, molecular function: GTP binding; GTPase activity. The record is from RefSeq and is a predicted model, not a curated record. Lineage: Eukaryota; Metazoa; Chordata; Actinopteri; Syngnathiformes; Syngnathidae. Bases 189 to 1724 code for a protein of 511 amino acids. Gene Ontology annotation, biological process: endoplasmic reticulum organization; protein homooligomerization. The transcript has 14 exons.
UACCCGGAAGUGAGCGAGAUUAGCGCCUGGAAUAAAUUGACAUGGUUGUUUUCAUGCCAGAGUCGGGGAAAAAGUUACGUUGCUCGCGAUCUCUGCGCUAACGAGUUCGCGUUCAAGCUUUUUGGAGACUUUUAAGACAUUUUAUACAUUUAUCAACUUGGGGGAAAAAACACCGUUGAGGAGCAACAAUGGGGAGCACGCCGGGCCCAGUUCAGAUCGUGACGGUGUGCAAGGAAGAUCACUCGUUCGCACUGGACGAAAAGGCGCUGGAGCGCGUCCUCCUGUCGCCAGUCGUGCGAGACAAGGACGUGGUGGUGCUUUCGGUGGCCGGUGCCUUCAGGAAGGGCAAGAGCUUCCUGCUUGACUUUAUGCUUCGCUACAUGUAUAGAAAGGGUGAUGAAAACUGGCUGGGCCGUGAUGACGAGCCGUUGACGGGAUUCUCUUGGCGAGGUGGCUCGGAGCCCGAGACCACUGGCAUCCAGAUCUGGAGCGAGGUCUUCCCCAUCCGGAAGAGUGAUGGAACCGAGGUAGCAGUAGUGCUGAUGGACACUCAAGGAGCAUUUGAUAACCAGUCCACAGUCAAAGACUGUGCAACCAUUUUCGCCCUGAGCACUAUGACCAGUUCCAUUCAGAUCUACAAUCUGUCUCAGAACAUCCAAGAAGACGACCUGCAGCAAUUACAGCUGUUCACAGAAUACGGCCGCCUGGCUUUGGAUGAGAUAUUCCUGAAACCCUUCCAGUCCUUGAUGUUCCUCAUCCGCGAUUGGAGCUUUCCUUAUGAGUACACAUAUGGCUUUAAAGGAGGCAACGAAUUCCUGGAUAAACGGUUACAGGUAAAGGAAGCCCAGCACGAGGAGCUGCAAACAGUCAGGGAGCACAUCCACUCGUGCUUCACCAACAUUUCCUGCUUCCUGCUGCCACACCCUGGUUUGAAAGUUGCAACCAGUCCUACUUUUGAGGGACAACUAAAUGCCGUGGCACCCGAGUUCAAAGAGCAGCUGAAGAUUUUGAUCCCCAAUCUGCUGCAUCCUGACAACCUGGCUGAGAAGGAGAUCAAUGGAAACAAAGUCACCUGCAGAGGCCUACUCGAGUAUUUCAAGGCUUACAUCAAGAUUUACCAAGGGGAAGAUUUACCUCAGCCUAAGAGUAUGCUCAUGGCCACAGCGGAGGCUAACAACUUAGCGGCCGUAGCGGGAAGUAAAGAUCAAUAUUACAGGAACAUGGAGAAGAUGUGCGGAGGAGACCUUCCCUACGUGUCACCUGAGUCGCUGGAAGAGAAGCACCGGUUUUACUUCAAGGAGGCUCUCUAUACCUUCUCCUCCACCAAGAAGAUGGGCGGCCAAGAGUUCUGCGACCGCUACCAAGCGCAACUGGAGAAGGAGCUGGAGGAGAUGUGGGAGUCGUUCAGUAAGCACAACGAGUCUAAGAAUCUGUUCAGCGCCUUCCGAACUCCAGCAGUGCUCUUCGUUCUGGUGUGCAUCCUCUAUAUUUUGUCGGGAAUCCUGCUCUUCGUUGGAUUGACCACCUUGGCCCUGGUGUGCGACUGCGUCCUGGGUCUGGUCAUGAUGGCCAUGCUGACGUGGGGCUUCAUUCGAUAUUCGGGCCGCUACCGCGACGUAGGCGGAGCCAUCGACCAGGCGGCGGGCGCUGUUCUGGAGCAGGCGACGGUGGCGCUGAACAAGUCGAGAGGGCAGAACCUGCCUAACGUGAAGAAAUCCAGCUAGAAGCUUUGGAUCAUCUCAACAUAACAUGGACCCGCUUUCAGCACUCAAGCCUUAUGUUGAUGCUUUUGCAAAAAAGGUCAUCGGGAAGAAUACGGUCAGGGGAUUCUUUUUUGCUGAACAUUAACGGCAAUAGGCGUCCGAUCUAUUUUGACUGGGAGGGGGCCGGCAUCGUUCGCUGGCAGCUCCUACCAGUCAAAUCGAAUCAGACGUCUAUUGCCGUCAUUGGCACUAAAACAUACCUUCAGAGCAUUCCGUUCUCCAAGAAAAUGUAACAUUCCUCAUCGUGUUGUAUCCAAGCAUUAAAACUUCUCUGUUGACCAUUCCCAAAUAGAUUUUGAUACAGAACGGUAGAUUAUUUUUAGAUAUAUUAUUUAUAGGAACUGGUUCCAUGAGCGGUUAAAUUCCAAAGUUUAUAUAGAUUGACCAAGAUUUUCUUAAUUUAUGUACGAGGAACCAGCUAGCCAAAGACUUAGCUUAGCUUUUGCAGCCUUUCAAAAUGAUUCAUAUUAUGAUGCUAUAUGAAGACUAUACAUAAGAGUGUAUUAUUGUACAGCAAAGAUGGGCGGAGUUUCAAUUUGCACUUUUGUAAUCAAGCAAAUAAACAAUUGGAUUAUUCAA